Kogia breviceps (pygmy sperm whale) is the source of this 1882-nucleotide messenger RNA. It is a transcript of the gene IL36R, whose product is annotated as interleukin 1 receptor like 2. Gene Ontology annotation, molecular function: interleukin-1, type I, activating receptor activity. The record is from RefSeq and is a predicted model, not a curated record. NCBI's taxonomy places the organism in Eukaryota, Metazoa, Chordata, Mammalia, Artiodactyla, Physeteridae. Gene Ontology annotation, biological process: regulation of inflammatory response; signal transduction.
AUGCCACGACAGGGCUCAGUCCCGGGCUGUCAGUCUCCACUUUCUACGAGCUCCUGCGCGCUCCGAUCCAGUCCUGCAGCCUGUAGGGGAAUGCUGUUGUUGCUGCUCUGCGUCGCGUCCACCGCGCUUCCACGAUUUAUCAGAGCAGAUGCUUGCGAGGACGUGAGUAUGCAGGAGACUGUGUCAGUAGGCCAGCCUACGGCUUUUAACUGCAUAUACCCUCUGCCAACAUCUGGGAAGGUAGAUGCAACGUGGUAUAAAUAUCCUAGAAAAAUCCCAAUAUCCAGUAACAUACAGUCUAGAAUCCACCAGGACCAAAAUUGGAUUUUGUUUCUCCCUGUGAAAAGGGUGGACUCUGGGAUCUACCACUGUAAUACAAAUGAUACAAACAUCUGUCCCAGAAUGCAAGUCAACCUCACUGUAUUUAAAAAACAUUGGUGUGGUACUUCCGGAAACAGUCAACCGAAUGUUCCAGAUGAGUACAAACAGAUUUUAUAUGUUGGAAAAGAUGACAUUCUUAUAUGUCAUCUGAACUUCCCAAACAGUUUUGAUUUGGAUUCAGUAAAGUGGUAUAAGGACUGUAAAGAGAUUGAAGGAGAACGAUUUAUUUCUCGGAGAAGAAAGCUUUUAGUGAAGAAUGUCUCAGUAGAGGAUGGAGGGAACUACGCGUGUCAAGCCAGGCUCACAUAUGCAAAGAAGCAGCACACUGUUUUAAAUAGCAUUUCUGUGAGCAUCACAGGAAAAGUGGGAAAUGGAAGAAGAAUCCCUAAGAUCAUUUAUCCAAAAAAUAAUACAAUUGAAGUAAAACUUGGCUCCAGCCUCAUCGUGGACUGCAAUAUAACAGACACAUGGGGUAACACAAACCCGCGCUGCUGGAGGGUCAAUAACACAUUGGUCGAUUUUUACUACAAGGAAUCCAAACGGAUUCAAGAAGGAAUUGAAAACUACACUGUUUUUCAAGGACAUAUUUUUUACACAAUGAACAUAACCUUCUUAGAAGUGAAAAUGGAAGAUUAUGGCCACCCUUUCACAUGCCAUGCUGGAGUGUCUGCAGCUUACAUCAUCCUAAAACUCCCAGUUCCAGAUUUUCGAGCUUACUUGAUAGGAGGGCUUCUUGUCUUGACCAGCGUGGUGGUGUCUGCUGUGUGUAUCUACAACAUUUUUAAGAUCGACAUUGUACUUUGGUAUCGAAGUGCCUUCCAUUCUGCAGGGCCCAUAGAAGAUGGGAAGCUGUAUGAUGCAUACGUCUUAUACCCCAAGCCUCUAAGAGAAAGCCAGAGCCAUGAUGUGGACACUCUGGUGUUGAAGAUUCUCCCCGAGGUGCUGGAGAGGCAGUGUGGAUACAAGUUAUUUAUAUUUGGCAGGGAUGACUUUGCUGGACAAGCUGUGGUCAAUGUCAUUGAUGAAAAUAUUAAGCUGUGCAGAAGACUGAUCAUCAUCAUAGUUCCGGAAGUGCUGAGCCUUGACCUACUAAGGAACAUGUCCGAAGAACAAAUCGCAGUCUACAAUGUUCUCAUCCAGGACGGGAUAGAGGUCAUCCUGAUUGAACUGGAGAAGGUCAAGGACUAUACAACCUUGCCAGAGUCCAUUCAGUACAUCAAACAGAAGCAUGGGGCCGUCCAGUGGAGUGGGGACUUCACAGAGCAGUCACAGUGUGCCAAGACCAAGUUCUGGAAAAAAGUGAGGUAUCACAUGCCACCCCAAAGGUGCCCACCUUCUCCUCCCGUCCAGCUGCUAAAGCACACGCCCGUCGACCUCAUGGACAGCAAGUGGGAGGCCAACGUGGGGUUCAUCACCCCGUGAUGGAGAGUUGGUCGUCGUGCGGUGGCUCACAGUUAAAUCGGGAUGCAUUGCAUUUGGGCCGUUCGCUUGAAGCUUACGG